Molecule: messenger RNA, 3105 nt
Organism: Scylla paramamosain (green mud crab)
Lineage: Eukaryota; Metazoa; Arthropoda; Malacostraca; Decapoda; Portunidae
Exons: 12
Coding region: 1187-2689 (500 amino acids)
Molecular function (GO): protein binding
Source: RefSeq, a predicted model, not a curated record
CUUUAUUUAUUUAUUUAUUUCCCUUUUUUUUUUUUGUGAGAAGGACGAGUUAUGCUCCGGACAGCGAGUGGUGGCGCAGCCUUGACACCCGCGGCCCACCCAGGACUGUAGCAGCGGCGGGGGACGUGGUGGGGACAACAGUGACAGGAAGCAAGGGCUGAUAAGAAGAGAUAUUGCGCGAGGAGACUGUGGCGUGGUAACUCACGUCACUGUUCUUUCCUAUUUUCUCAUCUUCUACGUACUUUUAGUUGAGGAAGAUGGUCUCCUGCGGCUACCUCUCCUUCGUGGAGGAACCGAGGAAGCACACAGAGAAAAGAGAGAAUCGUAGGCAGGUGAAUAAGUGAGGGAGUUAAUAAGCCACUUGGGCACUCCGCUGUGACUCGUGACGGGCAUGCGCGCGCCAGAGAAAGGAAGGGAUGGAGAGAGGGAGGGAGAAAAUAUAUCGUUUUCUGUACCUCAAUCCUCUUUCCUCCCACCUCCGAUCCUCGGGAGAAAGCGUUCCCGCGGUCUUUUAUCAUCAGGCUCAGCGCGGUGGGUUACCAGGCGGCUUUGUGAGAUAUUACUGAGUUCCAAAGAAGCCCGGGGUCUAACAGGGUCAGUCACGGAAGUCACGUCAGAAAAACGUUUGGAUCGCGUCCUUACCAUCACUGCUGCGGAAGUCUCACUAGUGUAGGCCAAAUGUGUGGCGUAAAGAAGCCUCAUAACCCUGUGCGUAUCUAGAUCCAUGUUGUGUUGUGGGUGAGCGGCGGGUAGACAGAGGUGUGGAGAUGAAAAUAAAAGCAAUUACUAGUGCAACGCCGAUCCCCAGCCAGCGCCACACGGGACAGCAGUAAGUGGUCCCGAGCGACUUAAAUACCACGGGGGGCAGCACCAAGAUAGCAGCGGCAAGGCGAAGCAAGGCGUGGCACACACACACCCGCGGACGUAGUUUGAUGCCUGCGGUCGGUGGGCCGCCUGGCAGCGGAAGCCCAGACGUUUAUCAGCGGAUUCAGUAACCCUGCCGCCACCACCACCACCAUUACUACUGUCACCUUAUCACCACUCUCUGCCUCCAUAUAUAAUAGUGAUCCACCAAAUCUACCAUUGUACAUCCAGCAAGAAAAGUGAUUUAUCCACCUUCACUAUCUCCACCUCCAUUACCAGUACAGCUUGAUCGACAGAAAGUGGAGGCACGGGUGGAAGCAGGAUGGCGGAGUGGAGGCCUGUGAACAUCGCCACCAUCACGGAGGAGAAGGUGGAGGAGGAGGAGGUGGGCGAGGAUGGCAUGGUGGAGACAAUCAUCUCGCCCACGAAGAAACAACCGUCUGGUGGAGAAAGCUCGCAGCCAUCAGCCUCCACCGCCCACACCGAGGAUGGAAAAGAGCCCCGUCCUUCCCCAGAGCGGCAGAGCAGUCUGGUGGAGAAGGAGGUGGAGGAGGGACUGGACAGCAAGCAGGCCGGCGAUGAAAAAGAAAACCGUCGUCCCUCCCUAGAGCGGCCGAGCAGUCUGGUGGAGAAGGAGGUGGAGGAGGGGGAGGACAGCAAGCAGGCCAUCUCCACCAUCCUCUCCACCAUCUCCUUCGACAGUGACCUCACCACCGUAGCCCCGGCCCGCACCACCCUGCCCCGCAACCACCCCGCCGCCCCCCGGCAAGCCGCACCACGCAGCAGGACCCUCCCCAGGACCGGCAGCCGCGCAUCGGGGUUCACGAUGAACCUCUCGGAAAAGUUUGUGACGGAGCUCGGUUUCUAUGACCCUAAUGGAAGCGGCGAACCCCUCCUAAGCCCCGUCAUCCUGCUGGGGGUGUUCCUGGCCACAGAUCAGGUGCUGGGGGACCACUCCAUCUACAAGGUGUCCCCUGUGUCCCCGCUGGCUGCCCUCAAGAUAAGGCCACAAGACAGGCUGCUCAAGAUCAACGGAGUGAGUCUUCAGGGUUGGUCACACGCCUGCGUCGUGGACUACGUGAAAAGCCUUACCCUGUCUGCCGCCGCCACCGCCACCGCUACCGACGCCGACACCCCCACGGAUAUAAUGCUGAGUAUGGAGUUUCGGAGGUCAGGGCGGAAUGUCAGAUCACCGCAGGAGGCGCCCACGAGCAAAAUUCUAGACGCCACACUCAGAAUCAGGAGGAAAAUCAGUGUUUUCUCUUCAGGAGCGACCGUCACCGCCGUGCAGGAGCGGGAGAUGUGCGUCAGGUAUCGGACUACUGUGUCGCGGUGUCUGAAGGAGGCGCAGAAGGGACUCUACGUCUCCAUCAGUCUCUCCUCUUCAGGCGUGGCGGGCUUGGUGACGCGUGCUAACAACAAUGAUGGAGCAGGUCAGUUCCUCUUUCACACCUUCGACGUCUCCUCCACCGCCUCCUCACCUGACCUCAACGGGCGAGGCGGUGGUGGUGCUAGUGGUGGUGUCGGCCAGGGGGAGGUGGUGGUGGUGGAGAGUGACGCCUGCCGCUCCUGGUACCUCCACGCCUCCUCCCCCACCUGCGUCGCCCUCAUGUAUUCCUCGUCCCUUGAGCCGCAGGCGCUUACGGAGAAGGACGUGCGUUUCUUCAUCGUGGUUCCUCUGCCUGGCGACAACCACCUCUUCAGGAUACAGAACCUGUCCACGGGGUCCUUUCUCUCCGUGGUGCCUGACUGUCUUAGCUUGGUGGCGAGGGACGUGGAUGGAACACUGCCAAACUCCACUGUUUUUUACGUCCUUAACUGCUAGGUGUCUCUUUUUUAUUUCCUCCAUGCUUCUUUAAUAUUCUUCCCUCGCCUGUCUCUCUUACCUGCAGUUCCCUCCUCGCUCUCUCAUCUUCCUAUUUAUUUCUCUCUCCGCUCUGCUUUUUUCUACGUCCUUCACUGUUAGGUAUCUCAUUUAUUUUCGUCAUAUUUUUAGUCCUCCUUGCCUCUUUGAUGUUCUUCUAUAUCUUCUCCUCUCUCUUAUGUGCAGUCCUUCCCUUGGGCUUCCUUACUUCUCUACUUAUUUCUCUCUUCUUGCCUCCAUUCUCCCUUUACUAUUAUUUUGUCAGUGUUUAUCUUCUAAUAAUGCUCCAUAGGUCGGCAUGACUAUAGCUCACCGAGUCCUUGCAUUGUUUCACUUGUUGUAUAUUUAAAUAAACCUUUGUACAUUAUACUCAUCAA